Messenger RNA from Asterias rubens (European starfish), 1469 nucleotides. RefSeq names its product aquaporin-5-like. Bases 501 to 1469 code for a protein of 322 amino acids. Gene Ontology annotation, cellular component: plasma membrane. The record is from RefSeq and is a predicted model, not a curated record. Gene Ontology annotation, molecular function: water channel activity. Gene Ontology annotation, biological process: transmembrane transport. The transcript has 3 exons. Lineage: Eukaryota; Metazoa; Echinodermata; Asteroidea; Forcipulatida; Asteriidae.
GUCCUUAGUUAGGACGAGUCACUGGUCCUAACUCGAGAUAAGACUAGUCCUAACUCUUUGUGAAAUCCACCCGGUACCUUUAAGCAAUGUGUGUGAGAUAUACAUACGGUACACCUAAAUAUCGAAACGAUUGUUUGCUGAUGGGCUAUUAUAACAGUAAGCUUUAAACCCUGGAUCAGAUAAGAUAUUCGGCUGCCGUUACAGUUAAAUUGACACUACCUUUUUUUCUAGACAAAAAGCAGGACAAGUUCUUAUUUGAACUAGGCUGUCUCCUUAUUUAUUCCCAGUCAACUCCACGGCAGUAGAUAAAUAUCAGGGUUUUUAUUACAGCAAUAUUCACAGUGUCACACGUUGUUACCGAAUUAUGUUUGCGGGUUUUGUAAUAUGAAACAUUGCUAUCAUUAGUGAUGCGUGAUCAAGACAUGUUUAAUAAAUGCUAGUAAGCAAACAUUAUUGAGUGUUCAGAGUUUGAUAGGAAUUGGUAAUUAUCUGCAAUAAGAAUGAGUACCAUUCGUGCUAGAUUAUGCCGUUGCAAUGCCGCCGAUAUAUUCUUGUCUUACUAUAAGCCAUUUGAUGGAUCAGAGCAUCCACGGAGACCCAGGCAUAUAGUUUGGGAGACAAUCAGCGGAGACUUGAACUUCUGGCGUGCCAUUCUUGCCGAAUGCAUCGCACUGUUUUUAUUUGUUCUCCUCGCCGCUGGCUCGUCUGCUUCCUGGGACGGGAGUCAAGCUGCCAGCAACCUCCACAUCUCGCUCUCCUUCGGGUUGGUCAUUGCAUUCCUGGUGCAUUGUUUUGGUGAUGUGAGCGGAGCCCAUCUCAACCCGGCCGUGACGAUACCGCUUAUGGUCUACCGUGAGAUCAGCUUGAUUCGCGGCGUGCUCUUCAUCGUCGCACAGUGUCUCGGAGCGUACCUGGGUGCUGCUCUCCUACGGGUGGUCACACCCUUUUAUGCCCAGAACAAUGCCUCUUUAGGGUGCACCCUGCUCGGUGAGCAUGUAACGAUCGGCCAGGGCUUUGUAGUUGAACUGGUUGCUACGUUUCAAUUGGUUUUCACGGUGUUUUCAACGACGGAUCCAAGGAGGAAAGACACAAGGAUUCCAGUUGCGUUUGCUGUCGGUGUUUCCGUGGCAAUUGGAUUACUUUUUGCUAUCCCGUUUACCGGCGCCAGUAUGAACCCUGCCCGGUCCUUUGGCCCCGCGUUAUCUGCUCAGAACUGGGCUAAUCACUGGAUCUACUGGGCUGCCCCGGUGGUCGGUGGUCUGACUGCGAGCACAGUCUACCGGUUCAUUUUCGCUGCUCACCCCAUCAAAAACACCGACCACAACACGGUGAAUGUACCGGACAGUUUCUACAAUAACACGGCGACAGAAUUGGGCGUUGUUGGCGAGAGGUUAGCCCAUACUUCUGAAACCGAGUUGAACAAUAACGCGGAGAUGGAUUUGGAGAGUCUUUACAGCACGGAGGUUUAG